Molecule: messenger RNA, 2165 nt
Organism: Wyeomyia smithii (pitcher-plant mosquito)
Lineage: Eukaryota; Metazoa; Arthropoda; Insecta; Diptera; Culicidae
Exons: 7
Coding region: 357-1832 (491 amino acids)
Source: RefSeq, a predicted model, not a curated record
CUGCCAGGUACAUUUCUUCUCCACCAUACAUGUUGAUGAUUUCCAAACCUUUAUAUGCAAUAUGCCUUUGGGAAUAAUAUCAUGAUCGGUGAACACAAUGUGUUGAAGGAAAACACAAACAUUUGCGUUCUCGCAAGCGGAUACAAGCGAUGUUGAAAAUUGCAUGAAAACCAAACGAAGAAGAAAUCUUAUAUUCGCUGUCAAUGAUUUUGCAAUCAUCUCCGGCAACUCUGAUCGCAGUGUAUCAGCUUUUUCUUUUCAAGUUAGAAACAGUGAUCUGAACAUGCGAAUCAAAAAGUGGCCGGUUCACAAUUAAAUAUUUAAUACGGAAAACUAUCUAGUUAAUUGUGACGAUUAUGGCAGACACAGCAGCUCGCGACUUCCUGAAGUCCCAUGGCUUAGAACGAAUUGAACCCCACCUUGAAAAAGCAGGAGUCAAAUUCGACGACUUCUGGUACUUUGAAGAAAAUAUAGGAGAACUCCAGAAUAUAAUGCCAAACUUGCGAGAUCGUAUGGAUUUUUUACGAUCGUUAAAAUUAAUUGUGGCAAACAAGGCAUGCCAAGUAAACUUACCAGCACCAGUAUGCGCACAUGAAAGUUUGCUGAAAAUUUGUGAGCGAUCAGAAUCAGGACGUAAAUUCCUUGAUAUUUCCAACAACGACAAUGAAAGUAAUCUGAGCACACCGGAAUGUCGAAAAUAUAUCAAAGAUGCUGUAGUUGAACAUUUCUUCGUGUUGGGAAAAGGAAAAAUUCUGGCAUCGGACUUUACUAAAAUGGUACAAAUCAUAUGUAACCAGUUGCCGCAUGAAGACCCACGUACCUGGUACAUUCCGAAGAGUCAGAACCAGGCAGCUGCAGGGUUACUAUUUACUCGGUAUAAAUAUAUGCAACAGCAUGAUACAAGAUUCAAGAAAGGUAUAUAUAAUCUAACAGCAGCCACAGCAGAAAAUGAACAACAGCCAGAAAGUCCAAAACGAUUUGAAGAUCAAUGGAAUCAAUUAAGUGCCGAAGAACGUGAUCAAUGCCAAGCUGCCAAAAUCAAAUUGAACAUAAUCGGCUUUGAUCGAAAGGAAGAAAUUAUGAACCUAUGGAUUACCAGCUACCCACUGCGACGUUUCCAGUCGGUCACGGGAAAAUUAGCGUUCGGAGAUUGGGAUGUCUUAACCCAUUAUGCGGAUGUGCAUCAAUUAAUAUCUGUGGACUUCAAAAAAAUUCUGCCGAAUCAUGUUAGGCUCGAGGAACGUAUUUUCCCUUUCGUUCGCCGAUUCAAAAACAUUUUCGAAAACUACAAACAGCUAAUUGUCGAGGACAUGGAUUUAUUGAACAAUUUGGCUUCUAUUUUUACAGACCAUUUUCAACUCACUGAGUACUCCAUAUUUCUCGCGUUGUACGCAUUGCCAUUAAUAAUUCGUCAAUACUUCAUAAAAAGAGGAGGUAGAAAACGCACAAAACCGUCCUUAUUGCAAAGCAGACAAGCGUUCAUUUGUGUACUGGCGACAGAGGCCACUUUAGAGGAAACCAUCGCGUCUCGACAACUGGAAGCUCGGAACUUGGGGAAAACUGUACAGCCAUUCAUAGUGGCUUUUGGUUCUAUUGCAAACAUCAACAACAAAUUCUUCGUAAUCUUGGACAACAUUAAGUUCCCUUGUAGCAGCAUUGUAUCGGCUUUGGACCUCUUGUUUAAACUACACACUGUUUUCCAUUUGCGAUACGCGGAAGAAUGCGAAAACGUUCUAAAGUUUAUUCAGUUUUACUUUUAUAAAAUAUCAUUCUCUGGAGAUCGUCUGGACUCCUCAACAACUGCAUUCAUAGCUGACUUAGAUCGCUGUUAGCGUUUGUUAUAUGUUGUUAAGUUUUUAUGUUGUUUAAGCUGUUUAUAGUUAUAAAUGAAAUAAAUAGAUGAUUUUUCGAUACACCAUAAGCCAAGGUUGCGUCGCGUGCCGAUAGCUCGCUCCUCAAGGACAAUAAUAUUUUCUAUUAAGCUUUCUUCAUAUGACGAUUUAAAAAUACAUGAAGGCACGUAAGGUAAUAAAUUUCACGAGACUGAGGAAUGGAAAAGCAACAUCUAUGGUCAAGGUGGCAUAUUAAAUUUAAGGGUGUUUUUUCGAUUGCUGUUACGUUUUGCCGUUAGCUCGCUUCACACGCACAAUUUUGGGAAACGUUGA